This is a messenger RNA of Brassica oleracea var. oleracea, 620 nucleotides long. RefSeq names its product protein IDA-LIKE 2. The coding region runs from base 86 to 358 and encodes 90 amino acids. Gene Ontology annotation, biological process: floral organ abscission. Lineage: Eukaryota; Viridiplantae; Streptophyta; Magnoliopsida; Brassicales; Brassicaceae. The record is from RefSeq and is a predicted model, not a curated record. The transcript has a single exon.
CAACAACAAACAAAAUACAAAGUCCUUUCACAUAUAUUAAAACCACUUCACCACCAACCCUUACACAAGAAACCUCUCUUCAACAAUGUCCUUUCAAAACCGCAGAUCAAGAAACCAUUUCUUAUUAUAUGCAAAAACAAUUUUUCUUUUUCUUCUUCUUGGAUUAUGCAAUGGAGCAAGAACAAGUAAGAACAACGUCUUCAACUCUAAAUCACACAAAGAAGUUCACCACGUCGUUUCAUCUUCGUCUCAACAGUUUUUGGGAUUCUUACCACGUCACUUCCCAAUUCCAGCUUCUGGUCCCUCUAAAAAACACAAUGAUAUUGGUUUACUUAGUUGUGAUCGAUCUUCUCCGUGAAAAGCUUUUAAAGGUCAUCAUGAAUUCCUUUUUAUUUUCUUUUAAUUAUUUCUCUAUUUUUUAUAUAGUAUAGUUUCUUGUGUAAAUGGGGUUUUUUAUUUUUGGUUUGUGAUGCCAAGAAAAUGGAGUUUUGGUUUGAUUCUUGUCAACGAGGCAAAACAGAUAUAAUCUCUUAUCUAUGGUUAAUCUGUAACUAGAAGUUGUAAUUCUGUUUUUGGAUGACUCGUAUUUGUAAUGUUGCAUGCAUUAAAGUAUAAUAGCG